Adineta steineri is the source of this 3525-nucleotide messenger RNA. Lineage: Eukaryota; Metazoa; Rotifera; Eurotatoria; Adinetida; Adinetidae. The record is from the annotation of a GenBank genome assembly.
AUGAAUCAUGAUAUUGAUAAUAAUGAUGAUGAUGAGUCACCAUGUCAAUCAUCACCUACACAUUUUUUAUUUUCAAUUGAUGAAGAACAUGCUUCUUUAAAUAAGAAUGAUGCAAAACGAAAUGAAAAUUUCAAAACAUCUGCAUUAUAUAAAUGUCAUUCAUGUCGAAAAAUUCAAGAUAAUCCAAUAUUAACUUGUUCAGAAUGUGUUAAUACUGGUCAAUUUUGUUCGUCAAAGCAUGAAAUACAUGCGAAUAAGAGACGAGAAUUUUUAUUAAAUAUGUUAAAUAAAAAUGAUUAUGAAGAAUUUCAACAACAUUCAAAUUCCAAAUCAAAUCAACUUCCAUAUUCUGAUCGAAUGUUUUUAUUAAAAAAAUUCAAUGCAGAAAAACAAAUUUUACAAUCGAAACUUCAAAAAAUACAAAAUUCAUCUAUUGAAAUUCAACAUAUGUCAGAAAUAAUUCAAAUACGAAAACAACGUCUUCAUCUUAUUCAUCAUGCUAUGAAAAAUUUACGGGAACAAAUUGAACGAAAACAAAAACUUAAUAGUGUAACUAAGGAUCGUAUUGAAGCUACUCGCUCACGAGUUGAAGCAAAAAAACCGGAAUUAAAUGAUAUUUCCAAAGCUGUAGAAUUAAUUAAUCAGAAAAAUAGAAAAAUACGUUAUAAUCUUACAAUACACGAAAAUAGAUUAAAUGAAAUUCGUCGAGAACAUUUUGAUGAAUUAUACAAAUAUAUAUUUCCUAUUGAACAAGUUUCAGCAAUUGAAGAAGAUGAUGCAAUAAGAAUUAGAAAUUUAUCAAUUGCACAACAAACAACAAUUGGUGGAGUGUAUGAUGAAUCAACAGAAAAUAAUGAAACAGUAAAUGUUUCAGAUUAUAGAUAUCAAAUUGUUAAUUCAUAUUUAUCAAAAAAUGGAGAUUAUCAAAUUGAUAAACUUGUUUCAAUUGCUAAUAUUGAUACAAAUAUGAACGAUCCGGAUUCACCACAAUCAUCACUUUCUCGUGAUUUAUAUUAUGUUGUAUCAGCUUUAUCACACGCUUGUCAAUUGAUCAAUGUUAUUGCAUCUUAUCUUCAUAUUCAUCUUCCAUUUCGUUUACAUCAUAUAAAAUUCAAUACAGAUAAAUUAUCGAUUGAUUGUCUUCGUGCUGAUAUUGCAAAAUUAAAUACAAAUAUUAUUUUUAGUUGCUUAUCACAAGGUAUUCCAAUUGAAUUUACAAAUUCAACAUAUACACUUGAAAAUUUACGAACAUUACUAAAAGUUGAAAAAUAUCUUAAUCGACCAAGACCAGUUAUCUAUGGACAAAAUUAUAUUGAUAUAAUAGAAAGAGAUAUCAAUGAAAUAAAUCGUACGUUUAUUACAGAUUAUUGGUUUGAUGAUUAUGAUGAACAUGAUGAUGAAGAAGAAGUAAUAAAUAUUUUGAAUAACAGUGAAUGGGAAACCAUAGCACAUGGUUAUUAUAUACCAGAUGAUCGAUUUUCAUCGGAUGAUGAUAAUUCAUUACCAACAAGUACUAGUCAACAAAAUUCAUCAAUUAUGAGCAGUUCAAUUGAUAAAAUCAUGCCAUCAUCAUCAUCAGCAUCGUCAUCUUCAUAUUUUUUACAAGAAAUGUCUUAUCCACCUUAUUGUAUUCAACCAUUAAAAUCUUGGGGUAUGAUAGCCGUCGGUGGUGGAGGUGGAACAGCUAAAACUGGUGUAGGUAAUGCUGUUGAUUUAAAAUGGAUUUAUUUAAAUCAAUCAUCCGAUCCAAAUAAUAGUAAAUGUUCAAUAGAAAAUAUUAAUAGUUUUUCUCAACAUGAUAGUGUUAUGCGUAUGGUUUCAUUACGAAAACAAAAUGAAUAUCUUAUAUUAGCACUUAAUCGUCAUUUAAAAGUUAUUAUGCUUAAAGCAUCUCAUGUUGAUCUUAAUGAUGAAUCAUUAAAACAUUCAGCAUCAUCAGCAUCAUUAUCAAUAAAUACUCUGGAAGCAACAUCAUUAUCAAAAGGUAUACAUCGACGUAAAAAUUCUUCAUCAUCAGAUUUAGGAAAGCUCAAACGUCGUUCAUCAACAACAGUUCAUCGUUAUAGUUCAGCAACUGUUGAAGCUGUUGGCAAUGAAACAUCAACUGUAGUAACCCCAUCUAGUCUAACACCAACAAUACGUAUAAAUCCAUUGAGUCGAAUUGGAAGUACAUCAUCAAUAGUAACAAUAAAAAAUCUAAACAAUAUUUAUACAGUUCCCAUUCAAGAAUAUGAAUAUGUUAAUGCACUUGUUGUUUGUCCAGCUACACAAUCAAAACUUUUUGUCGGUGCUAGUGAUGGUUCAUUAACUAUUUAUGAAAUUAUUUGGCCAUCAAUAUCAUCAUCGGAUCGUUUAAUACAUUUAAAUAUAUUAACAUCAUUUACAGCACAUAAUAAAGAAAUUGAUGAUUUAGCUAUUGAUCCAUUUGGAAGAUGGUUAAUAAGUGUAUCACGUGAUCAUCAUGUUCAAAUUCGUCAAUGUUCACCACCAUUUGAUAAACAUAAUGAAAUUGAUCCAUAUCAAUUUGGAAAAAAUAAAACAGUAACUCCUGCCAGACCAUUAUAUCGUAUUCGUCAUGUUCGUUUUGGUAUUGCAUCCAUAUCUUCAAAUACUCAAUGUUUUCUAUAUACUAGUCUUAUUCCUCAAUCCAUCACAGAUAAAUUAAAUAGUUAUAUUGUUCAAUGGUAUGAAAAUAAACAACAUAAAUUUAUUGUUCGAUUACGUCGAAGAGUUUCCUAUGAUUGUAUAUCUGCAAUGGCUGUAAGUAAUUGUGGUCAAUAUGUAUCAAUUGGUGAUUCAAUUGGUUGUGUACGAAUUUAUGAAACAAAUCGUUUAAUAUUAUUAUAUGAACAUUGUUCACAUACAAUAUUUGUUACUGAUUUAGCAUUUAUAUUUCGUGAAGAAAAUUAUCUAUAUGAAACAAGUGUAUUAAAUAUAUUCAAAUUAACAAUGUCAGCUCAAACAGAUGUUUUACGAAAUAAUCUUCAUGCUCAACUCGAUCGUUUACUUGAACAAUUAACUGAUUUAGAUCAAACCAAAGAUGAUAUGGAUGUUGAUGAAUAUAAUGAAGCACGACAAGAUACAGUUGAUCAAUUAGAAGAUUUUAGUAAAUCAUUAGAGAAAAUGAAAAGUGGAGAAGGUGGUCUAUCAUUACUUGAUGAAGUACAACGAAUUCAAAAUGCUAUUAAAUGUGCUAUUAGUCAAGCAUUUCAAACUCCUGAAGUCAUUCGAUUUUUUGCAAAGAAACAACCAGUUCAACUACGCAAUCGUCUUGCUGAAAUUGAACGAGAUACAAAAGUUGGUAAAAUGAAUGCUGGUGAAGGUGCUCGUCAGAAAAAAGAAAUUCUUGAUGCUUUAAAAAAACUUGGAGAAACAUUAACAGGUGAAGAAGAAAUCUAUUUAAAACAAUAUUCUGACAGUGGCAAUGCUAAUUUUGCAAAAAUGAACGAUUCAUCAGAUGUUAAUGUCAAUGCACUAUCAGCUGUAGCAGCUAAACAGAUAGAAAAUGCUCGUGCACCACGAUAA